GUGGCUUCACGGUGGACAUGAGGAGCAGAGACGCUCCGAGAGACAGCAGCUUCAUCACAGGAGCAUGAGGAGGAGGAACCGAGAGAAGAGGAGGAGAACACGUUGAUCGGCCUCUCUGAAGCUCCUCCCUAAAAACCUCCUCUCUGCUCGACGCGCAAACAUUUUUCCACCUGGUCACACGUCCUGCAACCAGCAUGCCAAUCAUCAGCAACGCCAACCACGACUUCAGCACCUACUCCAUCAGCAGCGACGACAGCAGCCUCGACCGCUUCUUCACUGAGAUCCCGGAGACCGAGACCAUCAAGGGCGUCUACUUUCAGCGAGCGCAGCUGCUUCGUGACCCCAAGGCCUCGUAUGUGGUCGACCACACUCUGCAGGUCCUCAUCAAUGUCGGGGGCAACCGCUACACCUUCCCCUGGAGCACCUUGGAGCAGUUUCCCCAGAGUCGCCUGGGACGCCUUCGCUUCUGCACCACCCCUGAGGAGAUCGCACGACUCUGCGACGACUACGACGAGACGUGCCGGGAGUAUUUCUUUGACCGGAACCCGACAGCCUUCAGGGUCAUCCUCAACUUCCUGGCGGCAGGCAAACUGCGCUUGCUUCGGGAACUGUGCGCCGUGUCCCUGCACGACGAGCUCGCCUACUGGGGCGUGGACCCGGGUCAUAUGGAGCGAUGCUGCCGUCGCCGCAUGAUCACCCGGGUAGAAGACGUGGUGGAGAGAGAACGUAAGGAGGAGGAGUGGAGGCAGAAGAGGAUGAUGCUGAAGAAAAGCACCACAGAGGCUGAGAAGGGCCAUGGCAGACUGAUCGGGAUCCUGAGGGAGGUGGUGGAGAACCCUCACUCAGGACUGGCUGGGAAGAUGUUCGCCUGCCUCUCCGUCAUCAUGGUGCUGGUCACCGUCAUCAGCCUCUGCAUCAGCACCAUGCCGGACCUCAGAGACGAAGAGACCAGGGUGAGUAUGGAACUGUUUACGUCCUUGUCAAGUCAUCAGCUCAUGUUUCACAUCAGAGCAUCGAACCCGAAAGAAGCUUCUAGUGAAACCAUCGACUGUAAAUAA
This is a messenger RNA of Paralichthys olivaceus (Japanese flounder), 1058 nucleotides long. NCBI's taxonomy places the organism in Eukaryota, Metazoa, Chordata, Actinopteri, Pleuronectiformes, Paralichthyidae. The record is from RefSeq and is a predicted model, not a curated record.